Bombina bombina (fire-bellied toad) is the source of this 2166-nucleotide messenger RNA. It is a transcript of the gene PAK5, whose product is annotated as p21 (RAC1) activated kinase 5. Gene Ontology annotation, molecular function: ATP binding; protein serine/threonine kinase activity. The record is from RefSeq and is a predicted model, not a curated record. The transcript is spliced from 8 exons. NCBI's taxonomy places the organism in Eukaryota, Metazoa, Chordata, Amphibia, Anura, Bombinatoridae. Gene Ontology annotation, biological process: regulation of MAPK cascade; apoptotic process; protein phosphorylation. The coding region runs from base 1 to 2166 and encodes 721 amino acids. Gene Ontology annotation, cellular component: cytoplasm.
AUGUUUGGAAAGAAAAAGAAGAAGAUUGAGAUUUCGGGGCCUUCCAACUUUGAACACAGGGUUCACACUGGAUUCGAUCAUAAAGAACAAAAGUUUAUCGGCCUUCCUCAGCAAUGGCACAGUUUGCUCGCAGACACCGCCAAUAGACCCAAGCCUAUGGUGGAUCCAUCCUGUAUUACACCCAUCCAGCUUGCUCCUAUGAAGACUAUUGUGAGAGGCACCAAACCCCAACAGGAUGCUUCCAUCAAUGGCUUACUUGAAGAUUUUGACAACAUCUCUGUAACACGUUCCAACUCACUUCGUAAAGAAAGUCCACCCACCCCUCGCCAGGGACAUUCCAAUCAUUUAAAAGGCUAUCCAGAAGAGAAUGGCUUCAUGACAUAUUCCCAGUAUAUCUGCGAAACAGACAUUCCAAGAAGCAGUAUCUCUGAAAGGUACAAGGAAAGAAGCCUUAGUGCAGAGGAAGCAGAAACAUAUUACAGAGCAAACAAGCCUACAAGACACAAUGGGCAUCCGGUUAAAAUGCGAUCUUAUGAAACAUACUUUCCUGAAGUCAAAUCUGUGAAACCAGAUAUGUUUAGUUACCUGUCAGAGUACCACCCUCAACUAGAAGCAAAAAGUAAAUCUGUUGAUCAGUGUGGAAUAAAAUGGGACUACCACAGGGUCACAGGUGCAGCUCUUCAGGACUACAGGGAUUAUUUUCAACCUUCGAUUACAGGGACAGUAAUGUUAAGUGAGGGCUCUAAAGAAAGACUUGAAUACAGUGAAUGGGGGGAUGGGCUAUCAAAAGAUGAUUAUGAUAAGAGACCGAAGUCCUCCUAUGUGUCUCAAACAAGUCCUCAACCAGCCAUAAGACAAAGGUCAAGGUCAGGAUCUGGCCUUCAAGAACCAGUCAUACCAUAUGGGGCAUGUAUGUUGAAAACAAACCAGCAAGGGCAUUCUUUCAGUUCGUAUACAUAUCCACGUUUAUCCGAAAACGCAGCAUGCAUUCCAAAGGCAGAUUACGUUCAAGCACAGACAACCAUGAGCCCUCCAUUGACUGGAUCUGACACAUACCCUCGAGGUCCCACAAAGCUACCUCAGUCUCAGAAUAAAUCCAAUUACCCUUCAAGUAGUUAUCAGUAUCAAUCUCUUUACCAUACGCCAUCUCCCUACCAUCAACCGCCUCUUCAUUCUAGCCCCCAUUUUAUGUCCUCAUCGUCUUAUCCAAGCUCUCCAAGUACAUCACCCAGUAUUUAUCCUCCCCCCAGCUGGGGUUCAUCCUCAGAUCAACAGCCAUCCAGAGUGUCCCACGAACAAUUUCGAGCUGCUCUGCAGCUGGUGGUCAGUCCUGGGGAUCCAAGAGAAUAUUUGGAUGACUUCAUGAAAAUUGGAGAGGGUUCCACAGGAAUAGUUUGCAUAGCUACUGAAAAACACACUGGAAAGCAAGUUGCGGUGAAAAAAAUGGAUCUCAGGAAACAACAAAGAAGAGAACUUCUUUUCAAUGAGGUUGUGAUAAUGAGGGAUUAUCAUCAUGAGAAUGUUGUGGAUAUGUAUAAUAGCUAUUUGGUUGGUGACGAACUGUGGGUCGUUAUGGAAUUCCUUGAAGGUGGAGCAUUGACGGACAUUGUAACACAUACAAGAAUGAAUGAAGAACAAAUAGCGACAGUGUGUUUAUCAGUUCUGAAAGCCUUGUCGUACCUGCACAAUCAGGGAGUUAUUCACAGGGAUAUCAAAAGUGACUCCAUAUUGCUCACCAGUGAUGGAAGGAUAAAACUGUCUGAUUUUGGAUUCUGUGCACAAGUUUCAAAGGAGGUUCCCAAAAGGAAGUCAUUGGUUGGAACCCCAUAUUGGAUGGCUCCUGAGGUUAUAUCAAGACUCCCUUAUGGAACUGAGGUGGACAUUUGGUCACUUGGUAUAAUGGUAAUAGAAAUGAUAGAUGGAGAGCCUCCAUAUUUCAAUGAGCCGCCAUUGCAGGCAAUGCGCCGGAUACGAGAUAACUUGCCUCCACGAGUAAAAGACGUGCAUCAGGUUUCUUCAGUACUUCGUGGAUUUUUAGAUUUGAUGUUGGUGAGAGAACCUUCCCAGAGAGCAACAGCACAAGAACUCUUAAGACAUCCAUUCUUGAAACUCUCAGGACCCCCUUCAUGUAUCAUACCACUAAUGAGGCAAUACAGACACCACUGA